AUGGCUAACGGCGUGUCCUCUUUAGCGGCAAUCCUGGGAAACUUUGCUGCUCUGGGAACCAUCUGGCGGACUGCCUCUCUACAUUCCCCUUCACACAUUUUUCUUUUUGGGCUUGCACUGUCCGAUUUUGGGGUCGGCUUGUUCGUCCAGCCGAUGUUCAUCGUCUUUUUGGUUAUUCAGUUGAAAACAGCAACGUACAAUGCACACUAUUGGAACCUGUUUAGAUUUGUGCAAGCGGUUUUUGUUGCUGCGACAGCUUUGACACUAACAACAGUGAGCGUGGAUAAACUCAUGGCUCUAACAUUCCAUCUCAAGUACAAUGCUGUCCUAACAAUAAAACGGGCUUGUAUUGUGUUGUUUCUCAUUUGGAUUGCAAGCAUUGGUUAUGGUUCAACCCUUCUAUUUUCAAGACGUCUACACCGUGAUCUUAACAUCGUUAUAUUUACUUCCUGCCUGGUUGUUAACUCAGUAGCAUACUUUGUGAUCUACCGUAUUGCACGUCGACAUCGGUUACAAAUCCACAAACAAGCGCAAGUUCUUGCUCAACCCGGAAAGGGAAAUUUGAACAUGAAAAACUAUAGAAAAUCAGUUAUCAGCAUGCUUUUCAUAUUCAUUUUAUUUCUUAUCUGUUACGUUCCCUAUCUUUUUGUAAGAGUGUUCACUCACUUCGCACUCUGGAACCCCAUCCAGAUCGGGUUAGCUUUAAGAUUAUCAGUUACAAUAGUUUAUUUUAACUCUUGUUUAAACCCUCUGAUCUAUUGUUGGCGCAUGCGUGAGCUUCGCAGGGGGAUGAAAAAUUUCCUUAAAACAUUGUGCUAG
Porites evermanni is the source of this 819-nucleotide messenger RNA. NCBI's taxonomy places the organism in Eukaryota, Metazoa, Cnidaria, Anthozoa, Scleractinia, Poritidae. The record is from the annotation of a GenBank genome assembly.